AUGGCAGAAUCCAGUUCAUCACUGGAUCCAGACCGGUUGAGGUGUCCAAUUUGUCUGGAUCAAAUGAAGGUUCCAGUGACUACAGCCUGUGGACACAGUUACUGUAUGAGCUGCAUUAAGAGCUGUUGGGAUGAGGAAGAUCGUCGUGGAGUUUACAGCUGCCCCCAGUGCAGACAGACCUUCACACCCAGACCUGUUCUGUGCAGAAACACCAUGCUGGCUGAGGUGGUGGAGAAACUGAAGAAGACUCCUGCUGACCAAUAUGCUGGACCAGAAGAUGUGGAGUGUGACGUCUGUACUGGGAGAAAACGCAAAGCUGUAAAUUCCUGCCUGGUGUGUCAGGCAUCUUAUUGUGAAUCUCACCUCCAGCCUCACUAUGAGUCUCCAGCUUUUAAGAAGCACAAGCUGACUGAUGCCACUGGACAUCUGCAGGACAAGCUCUGUUCCCAGCAUGACAAACCCCUGGAGGUCUACUGCCGUACCGACCAGCAGUAUAUCUGUUAUCUCUGUAUGACGUAUGAACACAGAGGCCAUGAUACAAUCUCAGCUGCUACUCGACGGGAGGAGAUACAGUUACAGCUUGGGGUGAGACAGAGAAAAUUGCAGCAGAGCGAGAAGGAGCUGCAGGAGCUGACGAAGGUUGUGAACUCAGUCACCCUCUUUGUGCAGGAGGCAGAGGAGCACAGCGGGAGGGUCCUCACUGAGAUGAUCCAUUUAAUUGAAAGCAGAGACUCUGUGGUGAAAGGGCUGAUCCGAGAACAGGAGAAGGCUGUAUUAAAUCAAGUUAAUGGCCUGCAGGAACAACUGGAAGAGGAAAUCACAGAACUGAAGAGGAGAUGCACUGAGUUUGAAGGCCUCCUACAAAUAGAGGAUCCAAUCCAUUUUAUCCAGACCACAUCUGCCCCUCUGGAGUUUCCCACCUCUUCCAGGAUGAAUUUGAUUGUGGACGUGAGGAGUGCUGUCUCUGAGCUGAAAAGGACAUUGGAAGACGUUUUACAAGAAGUCGAUGAUCUACAGGUUGCAACACUUAGGUCAUUGAAAAAAAUCAUUAACCUACUGGAACCCACUCUCACCACGCGCACAGCUUUUGCCUGUCAGCUUACGUUGGACCCAGAUACAGCACAUAGAGACUUACGUCUGGAGAAGAUGGAGGUGGAAUUCUACGGGCAGCCCCAGCCAUACCCAGAUAGCCCACACAGAUUCAAAUGGUACUACCAAGUGCUGUGCAAGGAGGGCUUGUCAGGAUGCUGCUACUGGGAGGUUGAGCGGAGCAUGGACUAUGAGGUUCAUUUAGCGGUCUCGUACCGGGGGAUCGGUAGAAGUGGCUGGGGUAGAGACUGCUGUUUUGGAUAUAAUGAGUAUUCCUGGAGUUUGGUCUGCACUCCUUCUAGUUACUCCUUCAGGCAUGAUAAAACAGACACCAGUGUAUCUGGUCCCCCCUCCUCCAGGAUAGGAGUGUACCUGAACCACAAGGCAGGAAUUCUGUCCUUCUACAGCAUCUCUGACGCAAUGACCCUCCUGCACAGGGUCCAGACCACAUUCACUGAGCCCCUCUAUGCUGGGUUUGCUUUACCAUGGUUUUGGAGUAAAUUAAAAAUUUGUAAUAUUGGUAACAAGGAGAAACAAAAAAAAGAUGAAGAAAGAUAAGGUGCAUGUUACACACAAAUUCCAGAAAGUAAAGAAAGGAAAAUAAGACUAAUCACUCAAGGAAAUGCUAAGAUAUGAGCCUAAAUUUAAUCAGAAGAAGUGUACAAUCAUUACAUCACAAUCAGGAAAAGAAAACCGAUUAAUUGGACUUUUAAAUUCACACUUACAGGCUUGGCAUGAUGACUGCAGUAACAGAUAAAAAUACAUACACAGUAGGGUCCAAAUAGGAGGACAGUGAUAAAAUACCACAAUAGAGAAAUAUGUUACACAGGGGGGAAGCAAGGAAUUCUGGGGCUCCUCACAAAAUAGCACCUUGGGCUGCCUCGGCAACUGGG
Brienomyrus brachyistius is the source of this 1982-nucleotide messenger RNA. RefSeq names its product tripartite motif-containing protein 16-like. The transcript has 7 exons. Bases 1 to 1647 code for a protein of 548 amino acids. The record is from RefSeq and is a predicted model, not a curated record. NCBI's taxonomy places the organism in Eukaryota, Metazoa, Chordata, Actinopteri, Osteoglossiformes, Mormyridae. Gene Ontology annotation, molecular function: zinc ion binding; protein binding.